AUUGUUAAAUCGCAAUUCUCAUUCGGCAUUCACAUUUCCCAAUUUUAUUAAAAAUUGCAUUUCUAUUAAAAAUAUAAAUCUUAGUAUAAUUUAUGCAUGAGGAACGUUACCCUAUAGAACGUUUGUAAGUCUGUAUUUAAUAAUUUCAUAAAGUAUAAGUGUAAAUUACAUAAUAAUAUUGUGCCUUGCAUUCUGGAUUAUGUGAGACUGACUAGGAAUGCGUAGUUUAUUCAGAUCGUUAUCUAUAUUUAGACAAGGAGUACACUCUAAUAGGAGUGUACAGCUUAGGCAUCCAUUUACAACAGCACUGGUUUGGCGAGCAAUGGAAGAUAAGGAAUCACUAAAGAAACGAUUAACCCCAAUUCAAUACCAUGUAACCCAAGAAGCUGGAACAGAAAGACCUUUUACAGGAGUUUUUAAUAAAUUUUAUGAAGAAGGCCUCUAUGUGUGUCUCGUAUGUAGACAGGGUCUUUUCAGUUCUAAAACCAAAUAUGAUUCUGGGUGUGGAUGGCCAGCAUUCAAUGAUGUCCUUGCAAAAGAUAAAGUGACAUUACACCAGGAUACAAGUGCAGUUGGGGCAAAUAUAUUACUGGUUUUAACACGACCAGGUAUGGUGCGAACAGAGGUGAGAUGCUCCAAAUGCUCGGCUCACCUAGGGCAUGUGUUCAAUGACGGACCAGCCCCAACGAAGAAGCGUUUUUGUAUAAACUCUGCAUCAUUGGACUUCAUUCCCGCUGAGGAACGAACAGAUUAAAAUGGAUUAUUAUUAAACUUUGUGAGUAAUAUUUAAAUAGUUUUUAUGCAAAGUGAACACAAAGCUUGCUAGAUAUUCUGUUUUUUGUUACCGUAUUCAUUUAUUUAAAAAUAAAAAUAUUUUGAUUAAUAUUCUAUACUUGAUAAGAAUGGAAGUGAAAAUAAUAAACAAGGCAUAUAUUAUUUAUAAGUUUCAUGUUGAAAUAUAUGUCAUGCUUGCUGCUAUAAUAUUCUUUCGUAAGGCCUUGCCCACAUGUUAAUAAUGACGGCAAAAUAAUCGCCUCUUUCGCUCUAUACCUAUUAUAGCCUUAGAUUAUGGAUUGGUCUCCGCUGCGCUCCAACUAGAUACCGCAGGCGUAGUCGAAAAAUGCGGCAACUAGUACUACGCCCAAUGUGUGACGUUGAUGUGUCACAUGUUUUGUUAAACUUUGCUAAUAAUUGAAACUUAAAUGCCGGGUUGCGUAGUUAAACUUUAUAAAAAUAAUACAACAUGAAAUAAGAAUGACACUGGGAUCACAUGUCAUCAGUAAGUAAUUUGUAUUUUAUUAAUUUCAAUGUAAUAUAACACGAGGCGUAUGUUCUAUAAUUUGAAAGAUGCCAUUGAGUGUCAAGUUGCCUCGCACAUAAGCAUCUAAUAGUUUCCGUAAUAAAAAAGCUUAGGUAGUCCGGUAUCUAGUUGGAGCGCAGCGGAGACGAUCCUUAAUUGCAGCCUAUAGCAUUCUUUCGACGUCGUUCAUUUUAUGUGCAACCGGCCAAUGUCAUCCAGUGCGUACUUAAAUUAUGUUAUUUAUGUAAUUAUUUUUAUAUUCCGACUUCAUUUGAUUAAGUGUGCAGUAGUCAAAACAGGGUCUGAAUAGCGGUGAGCGAACGUGCGGAAUGUACCUCGGGCGUCAACAAUGUUCCGCGCGUGAUGUAAUAAUAUCAAUGACUGUACAAGUCCACAGUAUUUUCGCUCACCGCUCAAGAUCCGGUAACUUUAGUCACUAUUAUUCUAAUUAUUAUUUAUUAUAUAUAAAUGUUAAAACUUAAACACGUUUAUUAUGUUUCUGAUUUACAAUAGUGGUCUUAAUAUUAUAUUGCAGUUUGUAAUUUAUUAUAUUGUAUUUUGUUUAUACUAUUUAUAAUAUUCUACUAGACCUAUUAGUUACCGUCUCCAGUCAAUAUUGUAUUUUGUAAGUAUAUUUAGUAAAUUUAAGUUAUGAUUAUAAUGCAGUACAAAUUAUUUAUUAUAAUAUUAUAUUGUUGCACAUGCUGAAAAAUAAAUUAUUUUUGUGAUUAA
Messenger RNA from Leptidea sinapis, 2032 nucleotides. It is a transcript of the gene SelR, whose product is annotated as methionine-R-sulfoxide reductase B1. Gene Ontology annotation, molecular function: peptide-methionine (R)-S-oxide reductase activity. Gene Ontology annotation, cellular component: cytoplasm. The coding region runs from base 218 to 754 and encodes 178 amino acids. The record is from RefSeq and is a predicted model, not a curated record. Gene Ontology annotation, biological process: protein repair; response to oxidative stress. NCBI's taxonomy places the organism in Eukaryota, Metazoa, Arthropoda, Insecta, Lepidoptera, Pieridae. The transcript is spliced from 4 exons.